UAUACUUGCAGUAUAACCAAAGAAUUAUGACAUCGCCAGUUACUGCGUACAAGUCGAUACCACGUUCCCAGUAUGACUUGCUCAGAAUGCCUGGGCACGUGGAACAGUCGCACGGACGAACUCGUAGGUGAAAUAGGAGCCUCGUCGACGUCACAGCACUUUUUUCGUCGUCUUCGCCAUUGCCACGAUGCGAGGUCGUCAACGUCGUGCUAGAUAUCAGAAAAAGGAGUGGAACUCAGGUGUAGUUGAGGGACAAGUGAAGGAUCUCGCAUUCAACAUAUUCGGCAAGGCUAUCAAAGACAAGAGCGGCGAACGUGACGAACAUCAGGUCAUCAUUGCUCGGAACCCAAGCAGCAGUCACUGGAACGAUUUGAUCAAGCAGAACCAGACCAGUGGUGCACAAGGACCGCCAAUCUUUCGCCCCAGCAUGAACUUCACAUUGCGAGAGCAAAGCACAGAUUCAGCUCUCCAACCGGGCACCGCACGUUUUCUCGUGGUUGGUUAUGCUAAGCCCAGUCUCGACAAAAAGUACAAAAGCAUGGAUGGCAUCACUAAGCAGGUUGUCGGUGUCCAUGGACCAAGUCAUGUUCUUACCUGGGAUGACGACGAAUACCGCACUUGUUACGUUGUCACCCCAAUCCAAGAACAGCAGCCAAACCAGCUGAAAUGCUACGCUCUUCUCAUGCCAGAGAAUGAGCUUUGCACACCAUACGCCCUUGCGAAGGACGACAUCUUCUAUCGACACGAGUAUCGCAACACUGAGAAAAGUGUCAAGGCGAGGAGGAGCUCAUGGAGCAAGAAGAUUGCUCAACACUCCGCUCAGGUCGGCCGACGUAUGCCCGCUUCGGUUGGGGAGGUCAUCGUAGAGCUUUGCGAGGGUUGUGGAAACGACAUGAAGAAGCUGCUGGCAAAAGCCGAUGCCGAUAUUGCAUAUCGUCCGCUAAGGUCAAACACGGCCCUCAGAGUAUUCGUCGACGCCGAGGCCGUCGAUUUUAAGGAAGAAACUGCGGCUGAGGUACUCCAAGAAGUGGCGACACUAUGGCCAGACAUUGAAGGGAUGACUGCUGAGAGAGUUCUGGUAUUGAAACAGCUCAUGGCUCGACACGAUGCCGAGAUCAAGAAGUUUCAACUCAAGGGUCUCUUGGCGGAGGGUAUGCAUCGACUGGGUCUGCAGGUCGACUACCUGAGUAUCAUGGACGAGGAAGGAUUCGUCAAAAACUUGGUGGCCAAUCUCGACCGGAUCCUGGGCAAAGAGGCUCAGCGUAAACCGACGGCGUCGAACAUUGACGAGACAUCGUAG
This is a messenger RNA of Exophiala viscosa, 1300 nucleotides long. RefSeq lists its product as uncharacterized. The transcript has 3 exons. Lineage: Eukaryota; Fungi; Ascomycota; Eurotiomycetes; Chaetothyriales; Herpotrichiellaceae. Bases 188 to 1300 code for a protein of 370 amino acids. The record is from RefSeq and is a predicted model, not a curated record.